This is a messenger RNA of Gryllus bimaculatus (two-spotted cricket), 2462 nucleotides long. The record is from the annotation of a GenBank genome assembly. Lineage: Eukaryota; Metazoa; Arthropoda; Insecta; Orthoptera; Gryllidae.
GCAUUUGUUUCGGUUCAGUCAAAUACUAUAGAGUUUGUUUGGGUCUCAGUAGUAUUUGCUGUCUAUAUUAUAUAAUUGAGAACACUGGUUUCGUUCACCGAAUUAGUGGUAACACUGGUGUUACGUUCUGGUGUGUAUUUCGUGCGCACGGGUAGUCUGUUUGUUUGUGUAGUGUGUACUAAAGAAUAGUAGGAUGUAGUGUGACAGAACGUGUCGUUAUAAAGUGAACAGCUAAUACUUUUCAUUGUUAGUAGUGACUUGGGCGUGGAUUAGAAUUAUUAGUCUGGUGAAUGCUCGUUAAUGAUAAUUAGUGAAAGUUAUAUAUUGGUGCCUUAGUUUAGAUAAUUAGUGCCUUCGUAUUAUCCUGUCAGUGCGUUUGAAUUACUCAGUUAAAUAUGGAUGAAGAACAAGUCCAAACUAUUCAAAAAACAGACGCACCUACGUAUUCUAGUUCUGAGGAGGAUGCGGAUGGAGAAGUAGAAAUCCAAGAAAUGCAACAUGACGUUCCUGCGAAAUCUAGUUCUCAGAGUGUAAAAUCUCCAAAAAGAAACCCCCCUAGAAAGGCGAGGCAAUCAAGGGCAAGACAAGAACCAAGAUUUAAUGUUAAUACAAUAGAGGAAGAUAAUGAUAGUCUGUCAGAAGAUGAGAUCUUAUCUGAUGUUGAUACAAUUGCAGCCGGUCCGUCACAUUCACAGAAGAAAAAGAAAACUCCAGUUAAAUUAAGGAAGGGCGUCAAAAGGAAAAGAGACCCAGCAUUCUUGCCUCGCUACAAUAAUGCAAGUGCCUUUGAGGCUUCUUGGAGAGAAGUUGAUAAGAGACGGUUAUUAGUUGCUUUGCAGCGAUAUGGUAUUUUGGAUAUUAACCAGCUUAUUAAGUCUGUUCCAGGAAAAACUGAGGAAGAAAUUAGAAAGUUUAUAGCUAAAAGAUGGAAGAUGGCACGGACAGAACUUAGAGCUCACCUCAGGGAAACAAGAAAAUCAAAGGGUGAAAAUAGUGGUUACCUUGGACCAGUUGAUAAAUGGUUAGAAGAAUUGGCAAAUUUUUAUCCUAAUUAUGACCAUUAUAAAAUUAAUCCUAUUGCUCAUGCUAUGUUACUAAUCUGGAAAUAUGAGAAACACCCGGAUCCAUCUGAGUGUGGAGGUGUGGACUUCAAGGCCUUGUAUGAAUAUAUGUAUUUCAUGCUGUGUGGGUAUCCUCCAAAACAUUUAAACCAGCCCACUGCAACAUUCCUUGCAGAAACUCUGAAGAAUUUUGCUAGUCGUGUUAAAAAUGGAAAUUGGUCUGGAAUAGUGGAACAUAUGAAAUCUCCAUUGAAAAUUAACACCUCUAAAAGACCACCUGCUUCAGAAGAUGAUGUAAUUGCUGCAUUGUCGUAUUCAAAGGAGAAAUGUAUUGAAGAGUUGGCCAAAUUAUCUGGAUUUAAUCCAUUUUCUAUUCCAUCUAAUCUCUUGAAAAAGAAAGAUGUUGCAGACAAUGUAACUUCAGAUUAGUCUUCGAAAUAUCUAUAUUUUCAUGGUCAUUAAGCCUUCAGAGCACUGAACUUGUGUGUGUUCUCAACAAACAUCCCAUAAUAAUUUCUGUUGUGAUAUUGUCAAAUUGGUAUAGCAAUUCUUUGACACAAAUUAAUAGGUGCAAAAUUUGCAGGAGCUGUCAUAUUGUUGUGCACCUACUAAAGGCAAAGAGUGGUGGGUUUUACUUGUAUAUAUGUACAUAAAAUUUGUGAAGUUUCUUACGAAAAAUAAUUCUUUGUCGAUGUAAUUCAAAAAUCAAAUAUAUAGAAGAAUAAUAAAAUAAAUUUUUAACUGUUGGAUUAAAAAUUUGUUUAACAUUUUGGUUGUGUAUCUAUUUUGUGCAUGAAAGAAGUUAUCCAUAAAAUUGGUGUCUCAAAUUGUGUUAAGGCUUAAUUAUGGAAGAGGGCCAUUCCAUGUCAAUUUUUCCCAGGUGUGUCACCCAUCAUUUCAGUUUUUGCUAGACUUGUAUGACACAUUGGAAAAGGUUGAAACAUAGAAGUAACAAUGAUAUUAUAAUCUUUUACUUUUUUUUAUUAUACCUGCGAAGAACAAAACUAGGCUAACAAUUGAAAUUAACUAUUGCCUUUUAUUUCGAACAAAUUUACCAACUCAGCCCAUAUGUCAGAAAAUUAUUUUUUUUGUUUUUUAUUAAUUACAGCUUGAGUGUUUCCUCAAAGAGUGGUAGUAUACAGCAUUUAGCCAUUAAAAUUUAUUAUUCUGUGAGAAUAAUAAAUGAGUUAAAGUAGCAAAUUACAUACUUAUCACUGGUGACAUUCUACUACAGGCAAUUUAAAAAGCUUAUGAGAAAGAUUUGUAGCUAUAGAACAUUUUGUGUGUUUCCUCAGAUUUCAAACCAGUCUGCAUUUUACAUGCAACCAAUCUGUAUCAUUUUAAAUUUAUUUUUGUAUUAAUAUUUAAUAAUGAUUUUGAAUAAAGUGUACCUGUUCUCUG